Messenger RNA from Phoenix dactylifera (date palm), 1489 nucleotides. RefSeq names its product nucleosome assembly protein 1;2-like. The record is from RefSeq and is a predicted model, not a curated record. Gene Ontology annotation, cellular component: nucleus. Lineage: Eukaryota; Viridiplantae; Streptophyta; Magnoliopsida; Arecales; Arecaceae. Gene Ontology annotation, biological process: nucleosome assembly.
AGAGAUCCAUCCAUCGGCCACUCCAACCCGCGUAUUCCGUUCCGCCUAUAAAAUCCUACGCCUACUUCUCCUGCAAAGCCCUCGCUCGCUGGCUAGGGUUUCUCACCAGCGUAGAUUGGGCAGAGGCGAGGGCGGAGGCGCGACUUCGGCCGCCAUGAGCGACAAGAAGGACGUCCCCGAUCUCUCUGAUCUCACUUCCGCCCUCCCCUCCGCUGCUCUGAGCGCGGAGGAUAGAGCGGGCCUUGUUAGCGCUCUCAAGAACAAGCUUCAGAGCCUGGCGGGGCAGCAUUCGGAUGUGCUGGAGACGCUGACACCCAAGGUCCGGAAGCGCGUCGAGUUCCUGAGAGAGCUCCAGAGUCAACAUGAUGAGCUAGAGGCGAAAUUCUUUGAGGAAAGAGCAGCACUUGAAGCCAAAUAUCAGAAGCUCUAUGAACCAUUAUACACUAAGCGUAAUGAGAUCGUGAAUGGUGUGGUUGAAGUUGAAGGUGUUACAAAUGAAGCUGCAGAAGGAGCCUCUGCAGUGGAUAAAGCCAGUGAAGAAAAAGGUGUGCCUGAUUUCUGGCUUACUGCAAUGAAAACUAAUGAAGUGCUGGCUGAGGAGAUCACAGAGCGUGAUGAAGGAGCACUGAAGUACCUCAAAGAAAUCAAAUGGUGCAGAAUUGAUAAUCCAAAGGGUUUCAAGCUCGAAUUUUUCUUUGAUACCAAUCCUUAUUUUAAGAACUCUGUCUUGACAAAAACCUACCACAUGAUCGAUGAGGAUGACCCAGUUCUAGAGAAAGCAAUAGGGACUGAAAUUGAAUGGUAUCCAGGGAAGUGCUUGACUCGGAAGGUUUUGAAAAAGAAACCUAGAAAGGGAUCAAAGAACACCAAGCCCAUAACUAAAACAGAAGACUGCGAUAGCUUUUUUAACUUUUUUACUCCACCUCAAAUCCCCGAUGAUGAUGAUGAGAUAGAUGAAGAUACUGCUGAACAGCUACAGAAUCAAAUGGAGCAGGAUUAUGAUAUUGGAUCUACUAUAAAGGACAAAAUUAUUCCACAUGCAGUUUCAUGGUUUACGGGAGAGGCUGUUCAGGCGGAUGAUUUUGAAGGCAUAGAAGAGGAGGAUGAUGAGGAAGAAGAUGGAGAGGAUGAUGAAGAUGAAGAGGAUGAUGAAGAUGAAGAGGAUGAGGAUGAGGAUGAAGAUGAGGAUAGGGAAGAGGAAGACAAGGUCAGAAAAAAGAGGAGUGGGGCUCUUGCUGGGGGAGGUCAGCAGGUGGAACGUCCAGCCGAGUGCAAGCAGCAGUAGUAUGUUUUAAAAAUGAAGGGACUGUAAUGUGAGACUUUGUUUGAGUGUUAGUGUUUGAGGAUCUGUUUGAGAUUGUGACCAAGCAGAGCUCUUCUGUUCUGAUUCCCUAUUGUCGCUUUAUUGGAAAUCUAGAGGAAUUGGAAUAGGGCCUAGAAAUUUAAUGUCUAUCGUAUAUCUAUAUCAUAUCAUUGGUUCUUUUCAUUA